This is a messenger RNA of Triticum turgidum subsp. durum (durum wheat), 342 nucleotides long. Lineage: Eukaryota; Viridiplantae; Streptophyta; Magnoliopsida; Poales; Poaceae. The record is from the annotation of a GenBank genome assembly.
AUGGCCAUGGCACCGACCGCGUCCGCCGUCUCCUUCUCCGCCCGCCCCUCGACGGUCCGGCCACGCGCCGCCUCCGCCUCGGCGGGAGCCGGGCGGGUUCCCGCGGGGGCGCCCCAGGGAGGCAAGUGGUGGGCGCCGCUGGUCGGCUGGUCGGGGAAGGCCGACUACAUCGAGGCCGCGGCGCCGGUGGUGGCCGAGGAGGAGAAGCCCGGGAGGUCCUUCGUUGGCGGCCUGACGGAGGAGAAGGCGCGGCAGCUGCGUGCCCGGAUGUCGGAGACGGAGAGCUUCCACGACGCCAUGUACCACUCCGCCAUCGCCUCCCGCCUCGCCCGCUCCACCUAG